Messenger RNA from Chlorella variabilis, 1224 nucleotides. RefSeq lists its product as hypothetical. The record is from RefSeq and is a predicted model, not a curated record. Gene Ontology annotation, biological process: cyclic threonylcarbamoyladenosine biosynthetic process. Lineage: Eukaryota; Viridiplantae; Chlorophyta; Trebouxiophyceae; Chlorellales; Chlorellaceae. The coding region runs from base 1 to 1224 and encodes 407 amino acids. Gene Ontology annotation, cellular component: plastid. The transcript is spliced from 11 exons. Gene Ontology annotation, molecular function: ubiquitin-like modifier activating enzyme activity; tRNA threonylcarbamoyladenosine dehydratase activity.
AUGGCAGAGUUUGAGCAGGACGAAGUCCUGGAGGAACAGCUCACCCGCAACGUGCAAUUCUUCGGUCUACCUGCCCAGAAGCGCAUCGGCGGUAGCUUUGUGGUGGUGGUCGGCCUGGGGGGCGUGGGCUCGCAUGCGGCGCACCUGCUGCUGCGGUCGGGAGUGGGGCGCCUGCGCCUGAUCGAUUUCGACCAGGUCACCCUGUCCUCCCUCAACCGCCACUGCCUGGCCACCAGGGCCGACGUGGGGCUGCCCAAGGCCGCCUGCCUGGCCCGACACUUCCGAGGCGCGCCCAUGCCCUGGCUGCCGCUGCUGCGCUUGGACAUCCUCCCCGAGGCGGCUGUGGAGGCGCGCGUGGAGAUGUACACGCAGGAAGGGGAAGAGGCACUGCUGGCGGGGGCGCCCGACUUUGUGCUGGAUGCAAUCGACAACAUCGACACCAAGGUGGCGCUGCUGGCCGCCUGCCGGCGGCGCGGCAUCCCGGUGCUGUGCUGCGCGGGGGCGGGCGCCAAGGCCGACCCCACCCGCCUGCGCCUGGUGGAUGUGUCGGAGGCGGCGGCGGACCCGCUGGCGCGCGCUGUGCGGCGCCGCCUGCGGGGCGACCACGGCAUCGAGGAGGGGCUGCCUAUCUUGCUAUCUACAGAGCGGCCGCGGUGUGGGCUGGUGUACGGCGGCGGUGAGGGCAGCAACCCGCUGGACUACCAGGUGGUCCCCAACUUCCGCAUCCGCACCAUCCCCGUGCUGGGCACCACCCCCGCCAUCUUUGGGCUGGCCGCCGCCGCCUACGUGCUGUGCCAGCUGGCGGGGCAGCCGUUUGUCUCGGAGCCGCACUUCCGGGUGCAGCCCAAGCAGUAUGCCGGUAUCUUCCAGGCGCUGUACGAGCGGGAGGAGCUACGGUACGGUACCGCAGAGGGGAUUGGGGUGGACGCAGAGGAGGUUGAGGUGCUCGUGAAGGAGCUGUGGCGCGGGCGCAGCGCGCGCGCCCCGCAUCCGCCGCCGCACGACAGGGGCGUCACCCGGUCUGUGGGCCACCUCACGCUGACGCGCUGGGACCCGGCGCGCCCUGCAUCCAUUGACAACCUGGUGCUGCUGACCCAUGCCGAGGCAGACAGCCACGAGCAGCUGGGCAGCCUCGAGGCGCUGCGGCGCCAGGAGCCGGAGCUGUGCCGGCGGGUGGAGGCGGUGCUGGAGCGGGCGCGGCUUGAGUUCCGGUGGAGAGCCUGA